Telopea speciosissima is the source of this 833-nucleotide messenger RNA. Its product is annotated as transcription factor MYB114-like. Lineage: Eukaryota; Viridiplantae; Streptophyta; Magnoliopsida; Proteales; Proteaceae. The transcript is spliced from 4 exons. The record is from RefSeq and is a predicted model, not a curated record. Gene Ontology annotation, biological process: cell differentiation. Gene Ontology annotation, cellular component: nucleus. Gene Ontology annotation, molecular function: transcription cis-regulatory region binding. Bases 63 to 689 code for a protein of 208 amino acids.
UCCACUCCCCAGUCCAUUUCACCUCUGUAAUGGUAGUUGGGUUCUCCAAGAAUGGUAGAUAGAUGGAAGGACCCCAUCACUGGUACCACCCCCCUAAACAACAGAGUACCCCAAGUUUAAAACUCACACUCCUCCCUCAAGCAGUCCAACUGACCCCUCUCUCUCUCUCUCUCUCUCUCUUGCUCAAUCUCACCAGAACUCUCAUGGCUCCAAAGAAGGAUCAACCCAACAAAAGGAUUGUAAACAAAGGAGCAUGGACAACUGAAGAAGAUCAAAAAUUGGCUCAAUUUAUUGAAGUCCAUGGAGCAAAGAAGUGGAAACUAGUUGCAAUAAAAGCAGGCUUGAACAGAUGUGGGAAGAGUUGCAGGUUGAGAUGGUUAAAUUAUUUAAGACCCAACAUCAAAAGAGGCAAUAUCUCUGAUCAAGAAGAGGAUUUGAUACUUAGACUCCAUAAACUACUGGGUAACAGGUGGUCUUUGAUUGCUGGAAGGCUACCAGGAAGAACUGAUAAUGAAAUUAAGAACUACUGGAAUUCUCAUUUGAGCAAGAAAGUAAAUCAGAAGCAGAAAGAAACUGAAGAUUCAAUAACACAGAACUCCCAACCCGAAAGUUGGAACAGUGUAAAGGUGAAUGAAGAAAGUGGAGACUCAAAGACUAGUUGGGCCUUCCAAUUUGGAACAGAUGAGUGAUUUCCAAAGGGACCCUGAAACUGGUUUUAACCUGGAAGAGUGGUUUGAUUUCUCAAAUGAAGAAUCUUCCAGUUUAGAGUGGGUGAGGAAAUUUCUUGAACCUGAUCAGAGCUUCUAUGGAUUUUCUUGAUCUCUCUCUCUCUC